Messenger RNA from Silurus meridionalis, 5663 nucleotides. It is a transcript of the gene adgra2, whose product is annotated as adhesion G protein-coupled receptor A2. NCBI's taxonomy places the organism in Eukaryota, Metazoa, Chordata, Actinopteri, Siluriformes, Siluridae. Gene Ontology annotation, biological process: cell surface receptor signaling pathway; central nervous system development; positive regulation of canonical Wnt signaling pathway. The coding region runs from base 643 to 4800 and encodes 1385 amino acids. Gene Ontology annotation, molecular function: G protein-coupled receptor activity; protein binding. The record is from RefSeq and is a predicted model, not a curated record. The transcript has 19 exons. Gene Ontology annotation, cellular component: plasma membrane; Wnt signalosome.
AGUAAGUGAGCUGCGACAGGGUUGCGGAGGAAAAAGCGCUGCAGGGGGAUUCAGGGGAUAUUCAGGGGAGUUGAGCACCGUUACUCAAGAGCUCCACGCUAUACCGAUUGCUCGGGCAGUGCGCGAGCGGAGGCUGCAGGGACGCUCACGCUGCACGCGGACUUACGGGACAGGAUUUUUUUUCUGAAUUAACGGGAAAGAAAGAAAAGAAAGUAAAAUGGGACGGAAAGUUUUCUCAGAUCAGGAUUCGUGUCUGGUUUUCAAAGUCUAAAGGAUUUUUUUUGACUCGGAUUAUAGAGGGAAUAAAACUUUUUUUUAGACUGGUGUUGGCAGAUUUUUCAAGACGUUAUGAGGAUGCGUCGCGCGCAAAUGUUUUGGACCUGACGGAUAAAUCGCGUGCAUUCGCCCGACUGACGCGCCGUGCAUUUGCACGCGCGCGGGAUACACAACGAUGGAGAGACGCGUCCGCUCACGCUGAGUUGCGCGCGCCUUAAACUUGCCCAUGAUAAAAGAGUAAGAAAUAAGCGUUGAUCUUUCUCUCUCCCGGACCAGUGCAGCAGCGCUUUAUUCCCCUGACCGGACUUUUGCUGUAUUUAAAGGGCUCGCGCCGAGGACAUGGGCUGACUGAAAAGUGUCAUCGAUAUGAUUUUGCUACGCGGCGGCGCGCGCGCCUCGUUCCGCGGGCGCUCGCCGCUGCUCGUGCUCGCGCUCGCGCUGCUCCUGCCCACGCUGCCGGGAUUCGCGCGAGCGUGCCGCGAGCUUCUCUCCAGCGGCUGCAGCUGCACCGACGAGCGCGCCAAGGGCCACGCGGCGCAAUCGGGCGCGCGCAAGCGAGUCAGCUGCGCCGGCAAGGAGCUGACGGAGACGCCGGAAGCGAACCUCAUGCCCAACCGGACUAUUUCAUUAAACCUAAGCAACAACCGCAUCCGAGUCCUGAGAAACGGCUCCUUCGCUGGACUGUACAUGCUGGACAAACUGGACCUAAAGAAUAAUCUGAUCAGCACCAUCAUGCCUGGAGCUUUUCAGAGUCUAACAGCACUGAGAAAACUUGACCUGUCCAACAACCGGAUCGGCUGCGUGACUCCAGAUAUGUUCCAGGGACUCACCAACCUCACCAAACUGAAUAUUUCAGGAAACAUCUUUUCAUCGCUGGAGCCGAACAUCUUUCAGGAGCUUCCCUCACUGAAGCUGGUGAACUUUGACUCCGAGUUCCUGUCAUGUGACUGCGGCCUGCAAUGGGUGCCGGGUUUCUUUCGCACGAGCUCGGCCAGACUCGGAGAUGAGACGCUGUGCACGUAUCCCCAAAGGUUCCUGAAUAGACCGCUGCGAGAACUAAAGGAGAGCGAUCUGACCUGCGAAGGUCCCUUGGAGCUGCACACUCUGUUUCUGUUACCCUCGCUGCGGCAAGUAGUGUUUAAAGGAGACAGGCUGCCGUUCCACUGUACUGCCGCUCGGGUGGACAAAAUCACUGCUGUACACUGGCGCCACAGAGGCCAAAUUGUCAGUCACAACCCUGAGAAUGGAGUUCUACUAGAGGAGAGCGUUCUUCAUGACUGCACCGUUAUCACAAGCGAGCUGAUCUUGUCCAACGUACACGUCGAUGCUAGUGGCGAGUGGGAGUGCGUGGUGACGACAGGCCGAGGGAACGUCUCACGUAGAGUAGAGAUCGUAGUGCUGGAAAACAGUGCCACCUUCUGCCCUGAGCAACGAGUGUCCAAUAAUAGAGGAGAGUUCAGGUGGCCAAGAACUCUAGCUGGAAUUACUUCAUACCAGCACUGCCUUCAGCUGCGUUAUCCAUCUCUGGCUGGAGGGGGUGCCGUUGACCAGAAGAGGGCAUCUCGCUAUUGCGAUCGCUCGGGACAGUGGGCGGAAGGAGACUACUCUCAGUGCCUCUACACCAAUGACAUCACCAAUGUUCUUCACACCUUUUUACUAAUGCCCAUGAAUGCCUCGAAUGCUGUGACACUAGCUCACCAGGUGAGGACAUACACGCUGGAGGCUGGAGGCUUCAAAGAUGCUGUGGAUGUUUUCUACAUGGCACAAUUGCUGCAGAAAUUCUUGGAUUAUCUCGAUCAGUCACGUGAGCUGUCGGAAGUGCUGGUGGAGAUGGGCAGUAACUUGAUGCAAGUGGAUGAUCAGAUCUUGUUCCAGGCGCAGAAGGAGAGGCAAGCAUGCAGCUCUAUAGUCUUCUCUCUGGAGACUUUAGCAUGGCCCCAGCUUCACCCUAACGCCCAAGAUCUCUCCAUGGUUUCUCGGAAUAUUGUUAUGGAAGCGCACUUGAUCCGCCCCGCCCACUUCACCGGCAUGACCUGCACUGCCUACGAGAGACGAGAGAGCUCGGGCACCAGCGGAUUGGACGGGAUAGACUCCAAUUACGAGCAGCAGUUACACUUCCGCUGUACAACCGGAACCCACAACACGUCCCUCACUGCUUUCCCUUUAAAGAAUGCUGUAGCACUUGCUUCAGUCUCUCUUCCUCCAUCCUUGUUUUCUACGAACGCUCCUAUGAGCUGUAAGCUGCAGUUCGUCACUUUCCGUACCGGAAGGUUCUUCCCGUUUAUCGGAAACUCCAGCGGCGCAGCUCGUAGGAGGAGUGUGAACACACCGGUCAUCUACGUAGGCCUCGAUGGAUGCAGCAUGUGGAACAAAUCAGCUCCUAUCAUUGUGUCGCUGCGUCACAUGUCACCUGGUCACGAUCCCGUCGCUGCGCACUGGACUCUGCAGGCGCUCAAGCAUCAUGGGAGUUGGAGUACGGAUGGCUGUCACUUAGCGCACAGUGACGGUAGCAUCUCAACGCUACGCUGUACUGUGCUUAGUAACUAUGCAUUGCUUCAGGAGGUGCCUGAGUUCCCAGGUCUGAGUCCUGCAACAGUGGAAGUGCUCCACCCGGUGGUGUACACCUGCACUGCGGCGCUCCUCCUGUGCCUCUUCACCAUCAUUUUCACGUACAUACUCCACCACAGCUCUAUUCGGAUUACAAGGAAAAGCUGGCACACCCUGCUCAACACCUGCUUUCACAUUGCCAUGACGACGGCGGUGUUCGCUGGGGGCAUCGGUCUAACCAGCCACCCGAUUGCGUGUCAAACGGUGGGCAUUGUGCUGCAUUAUUCAUCACUGUCUACUCUGUUGUGGAUCGGUGUAAGCGCACGGGUGCUUUUUAAGGAGGCAUUGUGGCAGUCUCCACGGCAACCAGAAGGCGAUGGGACAGUGGUGCCCACUCAGCGGCCCAUGCUCAGGUUUUAUUUGAUAGCCGGUGGCGUUCCCCUCAUCAUAUGCGGGAUCACUGCAGCUGUCAACAUCAACAACUAUGGGGACAACAUUCCUUACUGUUGGUUGGUAUGGCAACCCAGUAUUGGAGCUUUCUAUGUCCCUGCUGGCCUGGUGAUCCUGGUGACCUGGAUCUACUUCCUGUGUGCCAUAGCACGCUUGAGAAGCCGAGCAAGCCACAUUGCCAAGGAAGCUCCAUGCUCCACCUCUGGAUCUACUCCUUUACCUGAAGCCCAGCCAGCUUUAAGUGCCAGUACCAGCUUACUUUCAACGGACUCUACAGUUGGCCCAGUGCAUGCUGGAAUAGUGCAGGAGGACCAGUACUCACUGAAAGUUCAGUUCUUGGCACUGGUGGCGACUCAGUUUGUGUUUUUGCUUCUGUGGUGUUGCGGUGCAAUGGCUAUGUGGCACACAGACAGAGAGAGGAAGUUAUUCAGCUGUCUGUAUGGCGGAACAGCGACAGGGCUGGGAAUCUUCUUGGUGCUUCAUCACUGUUUUAAACGCCUGGAUGUCCAGGCAGCUUGGCUUGGAUGUUGCCGGGGGUACCACCGCUCACAGCCAAUUGCAGCCUACAGCCAACCCUCCACUGCCACUGCUGGAGUCCAGAGCACUUCUGAAAGGGGCUCCCAACUUUUUGUUGCGUCUCUUCCGACAGCAGAGCAAAGCAACUACUCUUCUUCUGCCAGGUCGUCGUCCACUCCGAGUGGCUCUAGCAGUAUUGGCAAUGGACCCUGCAAGCUCACCAACCUUUUGCAGGUGACGCAGGACAAUGCCAACAACACAACAAAAGCUCGGGCAGGAACUAACACCAAUACCAGCACCAGCACGGAGAACAACACUAACAGCAAACCUGCCAACAACAUGCUGCUGCCCAGUAUUAGCACCACACUACCUGUUCAUCAGCAACAGCGUAAAAAGACUAGCGGUAGAACUAAGGCUGGAAGUGUCCAGUACCACCACCGGGUGGAGGGAAGGGGACAUUAUCGCCUCAAAGCACUACGUGGAGGAGGUGGCAGUGUAGGUGCCUUGGGCCCACCUGGGGUGGACCAAGUCAACAUUCACCAUGUUCACAGAUAUGCAUCCAGUGAGAAUGGAAGUCUUCGAAACAGCCAAUCGGAGAGCCGUAAUGGUCCCCUGACCAACGGUAGACACCGCGGGGAAGGACCGGGAACAAGUCCUUCGGAAGGAAGCGACGGAGGAAGCAGUGGAAGCAGGAAGCCUUUCCCACUUUUGCCUUCGAUAGCAAGUCGGGUUGCCAUGCAGCAGAAUGGGCAGAGGCGCAGUACAAGCAGGGACAACCUUAAACUGGUCUCCGCAGUCGAUAAAGACUUUAAACGAGGGUCAUUUCCGUUGUACACCGACACCAUAAAAGCUGCUGGAAAUACAAGCGCCACAAACCCAUCCACGCUUCCUGCCACAUCGAAUGGACUGAUUAAAGGUUCAGUGAUUGAACUGGACGCAAGUGGAUCGGACCAUUCGCAGGGGUCAGUUGGGAUGAGGCCUGGGGUUUGGAAGAGUGAGACAACAGUGUGAUGGUGACAUAAGUGACCUCUAUUUAAAUCAGCUAACAUUCUGUGUUAAAGGGAAGAGCACAUUUAGCAAAAACCUUCCUUUCUUUAAUCCCAAGGGAAGGAAACAUGGGGUUUCUUCCAGGAUUUGCCUCCCUGACAAUUAUAUGUUUAAUCAUUUUCAGUGAAUUACAAUUUGCACCUUUCAUACCUGACUGUUUGCCCGAUAUGUAUUUGUUAAACUUUUAGGAGGGAUUGAGUGCAUGUUGGUGCCAGAUACAGCAGGAGGUGUGUUGUUUGGACCUUGUUGUAUUGCUAAAAAAAAUUGUAAAAAGAUGAAGGGAUAUACAUAUAUGCAAAAAAACGAACUGUUUCCAAAUCAGUAUUAUUCGUGAUGAAAUGUUGCCACAGUAUUGUUUUUUUUUUGUAUAGAAUCUGUCUAAUGUGUGACAUUUAAAAGCUAUUGCAAGUUUUUUUGGGGUUUUUUUCUUUUUGUCUAUGCAUAUCAGUGGAAACAGAAGUGCAUUCCCAGUUGAUUUGUUUGCUCUUUUUUUUUUUUUUUUAAUAUAAUGCUUAAUGUGUUUGUCGUGCUUUGUAUCUGGGUAUCUGGCGAACGUGCACAUGUGAUAAUGAGAGAUGUAUAUGUCAGAAUGUAUGUAUGUAUGCAAGAAUGUAUGGAUGUAUUAAUUGACUAUUACAGUAUUUAGCUUUAUUUCUCUCUCCAGCACUGAAAAAUACCUCUUGGCUUAACCGUUCCAGUAUUAAGGACCUGCAGUGAGUUGACAUCCCCUCUAUGCUUUAUUUGCGGAAUAUGUAUUGGCACUGGGGGGGAAGAUGCUGGAUUUUUAUUUUUCUGCAGAAAAAUGUUUGCUGUUGCAAAGCAGGAAA